Messenger RNA from Penicillium salamii, 1116 nucleotides. Lineage: Eukaryota; Fungi; Ascomycota; Eurotiomycetes; Eurotiales; Aspergillaceae. The record is from the annotation of a GenBank genome assembly.
AUGGAAAAACCCGCCGUGUUGAUUGUUGGUGGUCUCGGCUUCAUCGGUCGUCACCUCGCCCUUUACCUCCAUGAAAACAAUUUGGCCUCGGAAGUCCGCUUGGUAGACAAAGUCCUACCCCAACUAGCUUGGCUGGCCCCAGAGUUUGCAGAGGCAUGCUCACAGGACAAGUUUGUUCAGGCUGAUGCCAGCCGUGAACAACACUUCCCGCGCAUUUUCGACCGAGCCAAUGGCAAAGAAUUCGACUACGUGAUCAACUGCGGUGGCGAGUCUCGUCACUCCCAACCCGACGACGUCUACGAGGCCCGCAGCUGUCGUUUAACACUCGCCCUCGGCAAGGAAAUUGCCCGUCGCCGUAUCCCCGCUUUCAUCGAAACCUCCACCGCUCACGUUUACAAGGGCGGUUCCUCCCCACGAAAGGAAGACGACAAGCUUUCCCCCUGGCACAAACUCGCAGACUGGAAACUCAAGGCCGCCGAAGAACUCCGCAAAAUCCCCGAUCUGCAGUACUGCGCCCUUCGCUUGCCCCACGUCUACGGCGCCUAUGACCCGGGCUACUUCGCCACCGGUAUCUGCCUCUCUGCCGUCCAUGUCGAUCUCAAACAGGAUCUCGUCCUCUUGCACACCAAGGACUUGAAAGUGAACACCCUCCAUGUCAAGGAUGCUGCUAGUGCACUUUUCGAGGCUGCCAAGUGGCGCGCCGCAGCUGGCUAUAUCGACAUGUCUACCGGCCCUAUUGCUUUCAAUGUCGUCGAUCACAACGACACGCGUCAGGAGCAUGUUGCCAAUGCGCUGACCGAGGUUUUCGGCCUCAAGGUCUCGUUCAUCGGCUCGCUCGCCUCCCAACUCGCCAAGCUCAAUUUGGACGACAUUGUCGAUGACAUGAACGAAAUCAGUCUGCAAACUUGGGCGGAGCUCGUUGAGAAGGCCGGUAUCACGCGCCCCGGUCCAAUUGGCCCCUUCCUCGAGCGUGACGUACUUAAAGAUCAGGACAUGUCCAUUGAUGGAUCGAAGUUCGAACGUGAAACAGGCUGGAGGCCUAAAUAUCCCCACUUUGGCACGGAUAGUAUCCGUGAGAUUGUGGACAGUUACAAGCGGAUGGGCUGGUGGCCUUGA